AUGGAUAGAAGGAGGAGAGCAGCGUACAUAGGUUAUGACGUCCCAGCCGUACUGCUCGAAGUCGCGGUGCUUGCGGUUCCACAUGUGAAACGAGCCUGGCGUGAUGGCUGGGAUGCGGGGGAAGAAGUUCUCGAUGGGGCCGAGGGUGUUCAAGAGGGUGCGAUAGCCCGGAUGAUUCCUGUGACUGUCUUAGAGAUAGGAAGGGGAGCAGAAGGCGGGAAAGACCCACGAAACGGAAAGCACAGCAUGGCGGAACUGGAUGAUAGUGCGUAUGAUGAAGAGAAGAACAACAGGGAGGGCGAGGAGGAAGAGAUUGUCCAUCGCGACGGUGGUGGUACUGUGGUGGAUUGCGCAGCUGGACGAAAGGGAGGGUCAUGAGAUAUAUGUACGGGCCUCCCGAGGGCGCGUCGUGGUUUGGCUAGCAUGGAUCGGAUAGACGGACGAUGGAGGGUGUGGCCGAGGGUGUCCGGAAGGUCAUUGACCAAUGGUCGGCUACAUGACACGCCUUGUAUUUCUAGAAUGGCCUGCGAGAGGGACUGCGCCCAGAGUCGGGCCGGGAGUCCCUCCGUGCAUUAGGCCUCGCAGACCGCAGCGCUGGGCUGUUUUGACCAACGGCAGCGGUCAGACGGGCGGGUGGGCGGACCUGG
Phanerochaete carnosa HHB-10118-sp is the source of this 647-nucleotide messenger RNA. RefSeq lists its product as uncharacterized. NCBI's taxonomy places the organism in Eukaryota, Fungi, Basidiomycota, Agaricomycetes, Polyporales, Phanerochaetaceae. The record is from RefSeq and is a predicted model, not a curated record. The transcript has a single exon. The coding region runs from base 1 to 378 and encodes 125 amino acids.